Molecule: messenger RNA, 198 nt
Organism: Triticum turgidum subsp. durum (durum wheat)
Lineage: Eukaryota; Viridiplantae; Streptophyta; Magnoliopsida; Poales; Poaceae
Source: the annotation of a GenBank genome assembly
AUGGGGGCGACGAGGGUGGCGGAGGCGAGGCACGGGCACAGGCUCUGCGAGUCACAGAGCCACAGUGUAGCCCAAAUACCAUCACUACUGCAUAACGAGCCCCUGUUGGACUUUGCUGUUGGACCACCUAUGUGCCGCUCGCUGCGGACUAGUGCGCUGUUUCACACAGGACAAGCUGGAAGAACACUCCCGAGAUAA